GCAGGUACCAUGAUAAAAAGAUCUCUAAAGCUGUACCCAGAUUGGUUUUAGAAAAUGCUAUGGUUUGCUCAUCUGAUAUUUGUUAUCAGAAUUCAUACAAAUUGUUUCCACUAAAAGAAAUGAAUAAUGCAACCCAACCUGCUUCUUCAACACUGAUGAAUAAUAAAUUCAGCAUCAAAAUCAUCAAAAUCAUCAAAAUGUCAGUUCUUUCAAUUCCUCAAACUCUUUCAGUUUUCAUCACAAACCAGCGUGUCGAACACUUGGUAUUCUGAAUGCGGUACGCCAGCACAUUUCCUGUUUCUUUAGCAGAGUGAACCAAAAAGAAAAAAAAGAAAAGAAAAGAAAACUAGAUGCCAGAGUGACAGGAAAGCUGCUUUCCUGAGUGCAGGGCAGUUAAAUGACUCAGCUCAGCAAGACAACCUCCACAUGUGAGACUCAAUGGAAAAUGUUGCUUGUUCAGGUCUUAACACUCAUAUAUCUGAUCUCUGUCUGUGCAGCUCAAGAAGUAACUGCAAUCCCAACUUCAGAUGAAACCACUUAUGUGCCACCAACUACCUACGAUCCUCCUGUGCCUUCUGUGACUUCAGUGCUUUCGGAUGUCUACAUAAAUGAGAAAGUGGUCUUAAAAUGUAGUAUCAGUAGCAGCUCUGGCUGGACCUUCACCUGGGAGAAAAAUGGACAGCGGCUGUCUCAAAAUGCAGAUUUUUCUUUUCAAGAUCAGAAUUCGGAGCUUACAAUAACUGCAAAUAGAAAAGAUCUUUCUGGAAGUUACACCUGCAGAGGAGAGAAGCAGGGAAAAGGUAGCAAAACUAGUGAAGCAACUGACGUCAAAGUUAGUGAGCCACCUGUACCCCUUCUGAUCCGGCAGACUGCCUGGACAGAUGUGUUUGUAGGUGAAGCAGUGAGUUUUAAAUGUGAACCGAACCUCCCUGCUGAAUGGAAAAUCAUCUGGCACAAAAACAAUCAGCCUCUGGAUAAAGAGGGGCCGUCGCUCCACAUUGAGUCAGUUACUGAAAACGACAAAGGAACGUAUGUUUGCCAAGCCAAGCUGAAAUCCAGACUUUUCAGCUCUGGAUUCAGCAACACAACAGAUCUAAAUGUUAAAUCCAACAAUCCAAAGCUCACUCUGAGCAGAAGCCCAGACUUUGACAGAUUCUAUCCUGAAGAAUCAAUCAGCUUCACAUGUACUGUUGAUGUCACCUCUGAAUGGAAAUAUCAGUGGUAUAAGGACGGGGAAAAAGUUGCAGACUCCAGCAGUAACACCCAUACAAUAGCCUCUUUGAAGCCUUCCGACAAGGGACAGUACCACUGCAAAGUCCAGAGAGGCAAAGGCCCAUUAUACGAGAGUAACGCAGAAUCAGUGGAAGUUGCUGACAACAAGCCCAAACCUGUUCUAGGCAGAAGUCCAACCUUCCCUACAAUGUACCCUGGAGAAUCGAUCAGCUUCACAUGUACUGUUGAUAUGCAGUCUGGAUGGAAAUAUCAGUGGUAUAAGGACGGGGGGAAAGUCGCAGACUCCAGCAGUAACACCCAUAAAAUAGCCUCUCUGAAGCCUUCCGACAAGGGACAGUACCACUGCAAAGUCCAGAGAGGCAAAGGCCCAUUAUACGAGAGUAACACAGAAUCAGUGGAAGUUGCUGACAACAAGCCCAAACCUGAUCUUACCAGAAGUCCAACCUUCCCUACAAUGUACCCUGGAGAAUCGAUCAACUUCACAUGUACUGUUGAUAUGCAGUCUGGAUGGGAAUAUGAGUGGUAUCAUAGAGAUGUCAAAAAUCCAUCACUCAGCAGUAAAACAAUUACAAUAGGUUCUGUGACCCAUGGUGACAAAGGAGACUACCGAUGCCUUGCUAAGAGAGACCAGCUGAAAACAGAUCAGAGUGACCCUGUUUCCCUGGAAGUCUCUGACCCACCAACGCCAAUCCUGAAGCUGCUGAGCCCCUGGUCAGACGUUUUUGAGAAUGAGGUCUUGAAGUUUAGCUGUGACGUGAGCAGUUCUGAGUGGACCUUCACGUGGCACAAAAAUCAGAACCUAAUUGCCGAUGAAAAAGGGUCGGUGCUCAACAACGCAGCUGCCAAAGUGAGCGACGGAGGGCAGUACUCCUGCAAAGCUCACCAUAAGGACAGAAGAGGAGUCAGCUCUGCAUUCAGCAACACAUCUACUGUGUCCGUUUAUGACAAGUUACCAACACCCACAUUAAGCAGAGAUCCGAUGUUUACCCCCAUGUUUAUUGGAGAAACUGUGAAAUUAAAAUGCGCAGUAGAUGUUUCUUCUGGCUGGAGUUAUCAUUGGUACAAAGAUGGAAGCAAUCUGAACAAACCUGGCAAAGAGUUAAGCAUAGAGCUGAAACUUUCUGAUAAAGGAGGAUAUUCUUGCGAAGCCAAAAGAGGUGAAAAAACAUCAACAGGACGUAGUAAGGAAACACAACUGGAUGUUCGAGAAAUUCCUGUUCCAUUACUGAGUCACAAAACACAGUGGCUGGAUGUGUUCCCCGCCGAGAGCGUGCAGCUGAGCUGUCGGAUGGAGGGGAGUUCCGGCUGGACGUUCAUAUGGUACAAAGAUUUAAAGGAAUAUCGUGAAGGAAAUGUCAUCGACAGUGAAGCGGAAAGCAUUCUUUCCAUCAGUCAAGCUUCACACUCACACCGUGGAAAAUACCUCUGCUCAGGAAGACUGAAGGGCAGGUCUGUCAGCAGCACCAGGAGCUCUCCACUUGAGCUUCAAGUCUACGACAAGUUGCCAACACCCACAUUAAGCAGAGAUCCGAUGUUUACCCCCAUGUUUAUUGGAGAAACUGUGAAAUUAAAAUGCACAGUAGAUGUUUCUUCUGGCUGGAGUUAUCAUUGGUACAAAGAUGGAAGCAAUCUGAACAAACCUGGCAAAGAGUUAAGCUUAGACCUGAAACUUUCUGAUAAAGGAGGAUAUUCUUGCGAAGCCAAAAGAGGUGAUAAAACAUCAACAGGACAUAGUAAGGAAACACAACUGGAUGUUCGAGAUGGGAAACCAACAGUCACACUGCUGCAGGAUCCCUCAGAUAAGUUGAUGCACACCAGUGAUUUGAUUUCCUUCACCUGUCAUGUCAAUGUCUCCUCUGGAUGGAAAUACAUAUGGUACAAAGAUAACAAACAAUUCAAGUCAUCUGGAAACAGUCACCAAAUUGCUUCUGCUAAGACGUCAGACAGUGGAUCAUAUAGAUGCCAAGUUGAAAGGAAAACAACAAAAACAUUUUCCUCAGACAGUCGGGAUGUAGAACUGACCAUUAAAGAGCGCCCAAAGGCCAAUAUAGUCCUCUUAACUACUUGGUCUGAGGUAUUUUCCACUGACAGCUUAAAGCUAGAAUGUGACGUGAUGGGCAGUUCAGACUCGUGGAACUAUACAUGGUAUAAAGAGGACAUUAAUGUCAGUCGGUCGCUCUCAUCGACAUAUAAGGUCACGCCACAUGAUGACCCAGAGCAGAGCUCAUACACUUGUGAGGGCAUUCGCACCGAGAGACCAAUGUAUUCUCAACGCAGUGACUCCUACAGAACCAAGAACCUCCUUUUAAAGAGGAGGAUCCUUCUUUCCAUCUCUGGCUGUCUUUUCUUUGGCAUCAUAGCUGUUUUCAUCGGAUGUGUUGCCCUAAGAAUCUUUCGUAAACCAGUUGUUGCAGAUGACAAGCAAGAGGAGACCAGUCUGUUUCUCACCAUGGCCCAGUUAAAGGACCGGAAUGAUGCACCAUGUCCUCUGGUGGAGUACAUCACUGAUGCAGAUGUGAAUCCACCUGUCAAAGAAGGGGAGGAGAAUGGCACAAGCUGCAGUGAAGCAACAUCUCUCCCAAUAACAACGCCGGAUGAACAAGCUGCGACAGCCAACGGGAAAGAGGCAACAGAGAAUGGUGGCGGGAUGGUUUCUUUUCUGCAGUGAAUUACUAGAGACGACCCUAAAUUGUUGUUCUCUGGUAGUUAUGCAUAUUUGAGAGACAACUGCACAGCAUGUGGCUUGUCAAGCUCAGCUUAACAAAACGUCUCUUGUCAUGACUUUCGAGCUAACAAACUAGUGAUUUAUCUAUAUGACAUGAAAAGGUGUAAAUAAGAUGAUCAGGCAAAUGGAUUUAUUUAAUGGUCAGCACUUUCAGAUUUGGCAAAUGAAACUGUAGAUUUCUUUUUUAUUUUACAUAAAUAACCUAGUAAAAAAAAUGUAGAGUUGUUAGAGAUUUUUAGUGCAUCGUUGUUUCUUUCAGUUCAUGCUUCAGUUCUCUAAACAAACACCAGAUGUCAGUGUAACUUCUUCCAGUUUUGUUUUUAAUAUUUGUAACCGUUCAUGACUGAAUGUAUUUUUGCAUUGCUUUGCUCUUUUAAAAGCGACUCGUUGCAUCGUGUUUGAUAUAUUUAUCUACAAAUCGUGUACCUUCAUGUAUUCAUUUUUAAAAAUAAGAAGUAGAAAACGUUGCCACAAGUGCUCAUUCUGUGAAAAAUGUAUCCGCAGCGUCAAAUGUGACAGCAAAAAAAUGAAAUAAAAACAAACAAAAACGAA
Molecule: messenger RNA, 4510 nt
Organism: Gambusia affinis (western mosquitofish)
Lineage: Eukaryota; Metazoa; Chordata; Actinopteri; Cyprinodontiformes; Poeciliidae
Product: carcinoembryonic antigen-related cell adhesion molecule 5-like
Exons: 21
Coding region: 398-3901 (1167 amino acids)
Biological process (GO): cell surface receptor signaling pathway
Molecular function (GO): transmembrane signaling receptor activity
Source: RefSeq, a predicted model, not a curated record